Scylla paramamosain (green mud crab) is the source of this 13039-nucleotide messenger RNA. RefSeq names its product heparan sulfate glucosamine 3-O-sulfotransferase 5-like. The transcript is spliced from 6 exons. The record is from RefSeq and is a predicted model, not a curated record. Lineage: Eukaryota; Metazoa; Arthropoda; Malacostraca; Decapoda; Portunidae. Bases 578 to 1651 code for a protein of 357 amino acids. Gene Ontology annotation, molecular function: [heparan sulfate]-glucosamine 3-sulfotransferase activity.
AGCGGGGAGUUGAUGCUAGUGGUGAGAGUGAGGCUGAUGCGAGAGUGGUGGCGUGUGGCAACUUCCAUGUUGGGGGGAGAGGGGAGUGAGCUCUCUGGCCUCACUCACUCCACUUACUAAACACGUAGAAUUUGUUUGUGGGGGAGGGUCGGCAGCAAUGACGGUGGGGAGUGUAGUGUGCAGAUAACAGCUCGAUUACCGCUCUCCAUGCCACUUUCCGGGACCUGAGACGCUCUUGAGGCCUGAGGAGACUGUAGAAGAAACUGCGAGGUGAGAAAACGCCCCUGUGACCUCUAAAAUCAUGAAAUAUGACCCAACGCGACUCAUUCAUGGGGGACGUGAUUUCUUCGAACGGAAUUCCCAGUGACAUGUUCCUCCUUCACCGCCUGGGUACCUGCUGGCCUGGCGUUGUUCGUGUGGGGUGCUGUGACUGACGGGUGUGUGUAGUAUGUGUUCCUCGUUGUGAUGUGUCUUGGGUGUGGCUCUGGGAAAGAGGUUCCUCACUCGUCUCCAUGAAAAGGAAUCGCCAAGGUUCGUCUAUUUAUCACGACUUCCAAGAUGGAAUGGGGCAAGGGUCAUGCUUGUGGGCAGUGAGGAGAGUCACAUCAUAUGGCGUGAAGACUUAGGGAAGCCACCCGCCCGAGGGCCGCUGAUGGGGGGCCGUGGCGAGAGCUCUUCACCCUGGAGCGCACUGCGUCGGGUGGCCCCCCUCAUGAUUCUGGCAUCCUUUAUCGUCUGCCUUGUCCUCUACUACGUCUCUCCCAUGGGAGCUGCAGCCGUGUAUGCUCCCUCAGCAGCCUCUGAGACAACUGGGCUUGAUUCCGUCACAACAGAAGCUUACCGCAAACGACUGCGCAUCAGGGGCACUCAGAGGCGGCUGCCCCAGGCGCUCAUCAUUGGUGUGCGGAAGUGUGGCACUCGAGCUCUGUUGGAAAUGCUGAAUCUCCACCCUCAUAUACAGAAAAAUGGGAUGGAAAUGCAUUUCUUUGACGAGGAUGAGCGUUAUGCAAAUGGCCUGGAGUGGUACAGGAAAAAGAUGCCAUACUCAUUUGACAACCAGGUCACCAUAGAGAAGACUCCCUCUUACUUCAUCUCCCGGGAGGCUCCGGCUAGGAUACGAGCCAUGAAUGCCACCAUCAAGCUGCUGCUCAUCGUAAGAGAGCCUGCCACCCGGGUGGUGUCCGACUAUGCCCAGAUUAUGGAGACCAAGCUGAGGAAAGGCAAGCAGGUGGCACCAUUCCACAAGAGAAUCCUCACAGCAGAUGGAGAAAUUAAUGACGGGUUUAAAGCAAUACAAAUCAGCCAGUAUGCAGUCCAUGUCCUGCGCUGGCUGCGGGAGUUUCCCCGUGAACAAAUACACAUCAUAAACGGUGAUAACUUAAUAAGAGAUCCUUACGCGGAGAUUAAUAAGGUGCAGCAGUUCUUAAGGCUUCCCCCAUACAUAACACCAGACAACUUCUACUUCAAUGAGACCAAAGGCUUCUACUGUAUGCGUAAUGAAACAUUCCAGAAAUGUUUAGCAGAUGCCAAGGGUCGGCCCCACCCCUAUGUGGAUCCCGCAGUCAUGUCUCAGCUGCGUAAGUUUUUUGUUCCCUUCAAUGAACAGUUUUAUGAAAUGGUUGGCCACAACUUUGGGUGGCCUACUUCCUAACACUUCUGUUUCCCGGCGUGCUAGAGGCUUUCCUGGCCCAGGGCUUGGCCGCUGUGGUCCAGGCACCUGCUGGCCAUCUCAUCUCUCCCUUUUUUUAUCCAUAAUUAUAGUACAAUUUUAUGGUGAUACUUUAAUAUUAUUUAUGUCUGUUGCAUAAAAGGUUUAGAGCACAAGAUAUGAAGCAAGUGACAAAGUAAUUUAUUUAUUUUUAAAUGUCCUAAAUAAUAAGAAUAGGCAAGGUUUCAUUACCAAAAAACAUGCUGUGAAUGUAUCAUUGUGUCAUGCUGAAUGUGUCUAUGAUGAGAGUGCAUCUGUUUUAAAAUGUUGAAUUUGCUCAUUAAUUUAAUGGCUGAAUGUUAGUAUCACAUAAUACUGAUUCAGCAAUCUUUAAAAUGUGUAGAACAUAAUUUUAUAAUGUGUGAGGCAGUCCACUGGAAUGAAUUUUCCCACAAUGAGGAUCAACGAGGCAACUCUGGUGGGGCAGUCAUGGCCUGGGUAGCAGCCCUGGUGGGGCUCUUCUGCCAGGUACUUUGUACCUGCAUCAGAAUGAAGACUACAAAGCAAAGAUGCUUAAUUUCCUUAUAAUUACAAAUAUAUAUGAGUUAUGGCCAUACAGUAAUCAUUUAUGAAACUUCUUAUUAAGUUAUUGCACAUUAAAAUAAAUUUUGAUUAAUACUGCUUAAAUAAAAAUUGAGAGUCCUAUCUUCUGCUUAUGGCUGAGGCAGUUUGUGUUAUGAGAGAAGUAAUAAUUAAUGCUGAUACUCUCAGAACGGACUUGAGUUUUACUGGUGAUCUUUCGAGAUGCAAUGGUUUAUAGUAACUUGUUGAAACUUAAGAAAAUUCAUUAUCAUGGGCUCUUGCAUGACAUUUAGUGUAAUAGGUCCUUGGUUAGUCAGUGUCUCAUGUGCCUCAAGUAUUGCAGGCAACUGGAUGCAACAAAUUUCAAAACAAUAUUUAAUAUGGAACAUUUUUGGAUCACAAUUUCUGCUGCAAUACUAGUGUCAUGAAAACUAAGCAUACAAAAUGCAAUUGGCUUUUGUGGAAUGUCUUGGUGGCUGCUUCUUUAGUUUUCUGAUGGGGCUUGCUCAAAUAUUCUUAUGGAAUUUUGAUCCAAAGUGUUCCCCAGUCACACUUCCUUGUUGUGGAGUCAUGAAUACCUUCUGGAAUCAUGUUGCCAUUAUUACAAACUGCAAAAAACAAAACUCAGCAAGGAUUCAUUUGUGCAUAUGCAAAUUUUAUGUGGUGUGUGUGUGUGUGUGUGUGUGUGUGUGUGUGUGUGUGUGUGUGUGUGUGUGUGUGUGUGUGUGUGUGUGUGUGUGUGUGUGUGUGUGUGUGGUGGGAAUGUAGGAGCGGAUAGAUAUGUGCAAAGAUGCAAUACGCAAGGAAGUCUGAUGCACUGAGACUUUAAUGGAUGGCUAAGGGCUGUUUAGCUUUAAAAUUCCCUCACUCACUAAAUGUCAUGGGUUGUCAACUUAUUUCUCUCCCUUCCCUAUACAUCUCUGGUGCACAGUGUCCCAAAAUAUUUCAUGCUGAGGACUGGCACUAAAGGCUGAAGUGACAACCAGUACAAAGACCAUCAAGUAAGAUAAUCACAUUCAGUAUCCCAAGACACAUCAGGCAUCUAUACAAUAUUCAUUGGCCAGAUGCAGCAGACUGGAGUUUUUGAAUGGGAAUUUGAUAAGUGUUUAUAUUUUUGAGCAGGCUAUCUUCUUGAGAUAUAUAUAUUGAUAUAAAUUUUUAUUGAAAUUUCUUUGUGAAGCACCAUGGUGUUUCCAAAUUUUCCGUGCAUGGACAGCCAUGCAGAUGAAGCCAAAAAUCAGUAAAAUAAGUCAUCCAAAAGUGUGCAUGUGUGAAUGAGAGAAAGGGCAUUUCAAUGCAGGUAAACUUUUAUUUUGAUUUUAUUCCUAAGCUGUAAGCACGCAUAUAAGGGAUUCAACUCUUCUCUUUCCUCUUGAAUUGCACAAUAUACAUAUAACUCUGCACCUCUUCAUGCCUCUACUGUCACUGUGGUGAGCUCUGUGUUCUGCCGCUGCUGCUGCACCACCAGGCACAGCAUCAGCUGGCCGGGACUCAGGCAUUGUUGUUUCUUGUGACUGUUGUUGCCUUUUACAUGGGGACAAAAGGUGAUCUUCAACUCACUCAUGCUGGCUCUUGGUGAACUCAAAAUACUUCUUUGAAAAUUGUGCCCUUGAAAGUUGAAUGUGAUCUAAUCUAAAUAGUAAGAAAUUGAAAAUUAGUGCAGUCAGUUCAUUAGUGAAAUGUGAAUAAAUGCAAUAAUGACUCAUUUUCUCGUGAACUGAAAUGAUUUACACUAAAAACUAACUCAACACUUAUAAACUCAUACUAAAAAUAUUUCCUACUGGAAAUAGAUUUAUUGUAGAGUCAUAUUUUGUAUACAACCUCGAUGUUCUAGAAUAGCAUUUAAGUGACAAUAGCUCAAAAAUAUAUUUUGAAAGAAAUGUAAAUGAAUCAGAAGCAACCAUGAAAAGUAUAAGUUUUGAGCAGCUGCAUUCAGCAAGUCUCCCUGCUGGGGAGUGGGCAGCAAGCCAAGGCGCCAGCAAUGCGCCAUGACGAGAAGGUCACCUCUUGUCCUUACAAAAGCAGCAUUUAGUAACGAGUCUGUCCAGUCUUGCACUUAGCCUGGGGGAAAGCAUUUGCUGCCCCCCACGCCUCUAUUUGCACUGAUAUUGAUGUAAUUUUUAAAGACUAAUAGCUUUGUGACCAUCUGCUGUCUUUCAUCAUAUAUUUUAUACUAUUCCAUUAGGUAUAUGGAAACCAAAAAUAUUUUUGUGAAGAUUAUAUCAUGAAGUACUGUAUAUAAUUCUUUGGGGGCCCAUGGUUGAGGUAUAGAACAUGUGUGCACUGAAAAAUGUUAACUUAAUUUCAGACUUGGCAAGCUGCAGCUUCCAUUUCCAUAGUUUUGUUUUAUCUAUUAAUUUUUCAGUCAUAGUCUGAGGUGACAAAGUCUUUUUCCUUACAGAACACCUAACUGGCAUGUUCAUUAGUAAAAUUGGUUUUACACUGACAUGAAAACCUUUCAUACUGUUACUAAUCACUUCUUUUUUCUGUGUGACCAGCAGUUCUCUGUGGCUCAAGGUGCUGCAUCAACUACUGUCAUUUUCAUUUCCAUUUUUUAUUUUAUUUUUCAACACUGACAUCACUAACAUGCAGGUGUUUCAUGUUAAGUGACUUUUUUUAAUAUCUUGGAAGUUUACUAUUGCAAAAAUCAAGAAAGAAAUAUCACAUAUGAGGUGUCUGAAAUCAUUAGGGAAAUAUAUACCACCAAAAUUAAGAUCUGGGUAUAUUACAUUUCAAACUUAUAUUUUUUUGUGUUUUCUCAGAAAAUAAAAUUAAUCAAAUCUCUUUAGUUAAGCAGUAGAACAAGCUGUAAUUCACUAAAUGCAAAUAAGGGUAGUUGAGAGCUGAAAUAUUAAGGGAUAAACAAGACAAACUUCUCCCCAUCCACAUAAGGGUUGGUCAGGGCAGAAAGGCCUCUACAAUACCCUGUCCCUGCAUCACUUUUACUUAUAUGAAACUACACCUCUCACUCAUCCAUUUCAUGCCAUAUUAAAAAACAGGUUUGUUUCAUUUUGUAUCUUAUUUCACUCACAAGCAUUUUCUGUAAUACUAUUUCUUCAUCUAUUUUCUACAUGUCUAUACCAUCACUGUACUUCUUAAUCAUUCUGCUACUCCACAACUCAGACUGUCAAAAGCUCACUCUUCCAAAGUGGCCACUCCACACACUUGUUGUGUGACAUCACCUUAAAUAAUUUCUCAAGUUCCACAUUACUUUGUCUCAUCAUGCUGACAUCUAUAAACACUGAAGAAAUGGAAAGUCAAAACAGGGUACUCACCAAGUCAGGGGCACGUGUGAUGGUGCUUGCUUGGACAGUAAGUAAGGAUCUAUAAAAAAGAAAUUGAAAAUAGUGUUAUCCUUUUGUCUCUGGACACCUCAUUAUUAUGCAAAGAUUCACUCCAUGGUGUAUAGGUAUAUAUAAAAUACUGUAUCAACAAUAGAUCAUAUUCACAAUCACACACAUUAAUGUCUUAUCACAAACAUCAGGGCUCCAUCUCCAGUGAGUAUUCCUUACCAGCACAGAACCAGCUUGUGCUUUGUAUACUGUUACUACACAGCAGAAAUUUGCAGAUUUUCAACCUGACAUCAUUUUGCUCAUAAUCAAGCAAUUAUAGAAAAUGAAUUUAUAACUAAUCAAAGAUAUUUAUUCAUAAGCACAUUCUUACUAAUUAACAUUUUAUUUCCAAAUGUGUCAGAUGGUACAGUAAUUUGAAAUAUCUAUGGUGAUUAGCACAUAUGAUGUAAAUUCCUUGAUAAAAUAUUCACUCAUUGGAAGUAUUGUAAAAGUGACUGACUGAUAGAUAUGAAUUAUGGUUGAUCAUGGAAGUCUGAAACUUGAAGACAUAAUCAGUCUCUAACUACCUAAUCUUCCUGCUGGUUGUGCUGGUGGUGAAUAGUUUCUUGGGCUACUGAGUCCUUGCUUUUACUCACAUUCCUCAUUUGUUACUACGAGCUACCCUUGGCAAACACAGCUUCAGUUACUUUCAGCUUUUUGCACAUGCAUUCUAUCAAAAAGACCUGUUUCAUUUAUCUAUCUAUAAAUCAAGGUGACAUUCCUCUAAAGGGAGGAGCAAAGACAAGGCAAGUUCAUGCAGACAUACACAAGCAUUCCCUCGCAUCUCAGGCUGUAGAUAUCUAAGGGAGACAUGACUGACCUUCCCUGCUCAAGGAUAAGGUUGUGCACCAUGCCAGGCAACACUUAGGGACAGGAGAGAUUCUUACUGUGGUGACAAUAUGACUACCUUUAUCAUCUUCCAAAUGAAGAACUUGAUUAUUCUACUUCUAGAGUAUAGUUAGAUUAACUUGAGAUUUUGCAAGGAAAAAAAAAAGUGGAGCAUCUUGGGACCAUGUAGCUCUAGUUCUGUGUUAUUAGGUUAGGAAGAUGCAUGUGGUAAUACUCUGGAGAAUUGUGAGAGAAUAUCUUUCAUGCAUCAGUUUUAUUUUCUGGGUAUAUACAUAAAUGUAGUUUUUUUUUCUUCCUAACUAAGAAGUGUUGUAUUUGUAGUUAUAUCAUUUUCAGCUAGAGACAAGCUGAAAUGUUCAGCAAAGAACAACAAGCAAUAUACAGCUUUAGUAGAGAUGGAGGAAAGUUGUAGAGUGAGUCAGAAAGUAGUAUGGACACUUAAUGGUAGCUAGGAUAGUAUUUAUUGGUAAUUUUGAUGUCUUAGGACUGUACGCACAAUUUUGGUCUGUUGAUUUGGUGUGUGUGUGUGUGUGUGUGUGUGUGUGUGUGUGUGUGUGUGUGUGUGUGUGUGUGUGUGUGUGUGUGUGUGUGUGUGUGUGUGUGUGUUCACUGCACAGACCGAAACACCAACCUGACACUGAUACUCAAAUCUCCAGGGUAUUCAAGCCAAGACACACUCAAGUGCCACAGAGCAACAUUUUUACUCAAAACAGAUUCAAAUCCCUGCUCUUUGUGGGCAGAAAAUUACUCUGCACACUUCAGUUUAAAUUACUUCCUCAUCACUGGAGGAUGAAUUUUCCUUAAAGACAUCUUGAGCUUAACAUCCUGUAGGCUAAACUGAGUGGUAAUUUCAUUGAAUGAUAAAAUGACAUCUUCAAACAUUGAGUGUAAGCAUGUGCAUGAUGGUGCACUGUCAUGGGAUGCAUUGCCUGCCUGGUAUGGAGCAGAACACCACUUACUUUAUUGGCUUGAAAGAACCGUUAAUAAUCCUAUCCAACAUUUUCAAAUACAGUGGGUGUAAGAGUUACAAGCAUUCAGAGAUACAAGCAGUCUACUCACAAAUUAAAACUGCUUGGUGCUGUUCCUUUUGCCAACCUUAAGUUCAGACUUGGCACUAUGUGCCAAAUUUGCCUAAUAUGCCACUUCACCACAGCCCAUGCUACGCAGCAGCAUGGUGUAGGACAGCCCUCCUCUCCAGUCCCUUGUACCUCUGCAAGCAGUAGGACAAGCUCUAUUGUGGUAUUACAUUGUUUGUGGAAUGUACAACAUUUUUAUUUAUUUUUUUUUUAAUGGUACUGAAAAAUUUUGCUAAGUUGUGAGCAGAAUAAGUUACAAGCAGCCUUCUGAAACAUAGCUCCCUUGCAACUCUGACACCCUCUGUAUUUUCUGUACAUUUUCCUUGUAUCAAACCCCACACCAAAAUUGUUGGUGCCACUUUCACUGCAGGCGUGGCACCAACACCUCUUUUUCUCUGCACACCAUAAACAAUUGCCACUUUCUGCAUCACCUGGAGAUUAGGUUAAUAUUUCAUGCAGUGCCUUUUGUUCUUCACUGGACAUUUUUCACUUGAUCAUUUCUCCCAGUCUGUGUGGGCACAAAUAAGAGAAUCGUUCUCAAUCCUUUUAACAAUAUUACAGUCAAUACUCUUUUACAUGGAAUAUGAUUAUUUAAGUAAGUGCAGGCUAUAAGACUUUUUUUUGCAUUUUAAUUUGUUUAUAUAUAUAUAUAUAUAUAUAUAUAUAUAUAUAUAUAUAUAUAUAUAUAUAUAUAUAUAUAUAUAUAUAUAUAUAUAUAUAUAUAUAUAUAUCAGUCACUGAACAGCUACAUAUUUAAACACAUCAUUGCUGUUGUAUGUGUGAAUGAAUGUAGUAUGGGCUUGUGUGUGUAUAUUUAAAAUGUUAAUAUUUGAAGGGGUUGGUGAAUGUGUAUAGUGUAGUCCAGCUUUAGAUAGUUAUGAUUGUCACCAUGAGACUGUGUCACAGGGAAGGCGGGAAGAAAUGACUGUGUGUGUACAGCAAAUUCCAGACUUGGAGUACAUUUAAAUAUGCCUUUGGUCCCCCAUUUAUUUAUAGUAUUAUUUCUUUGAUACACAAAUAUUUGUACACACACAACAGUUACAUUUUGUAUUAUGUUUACAUUAACACUUGAGAAGUAUUAAUGUGGCUGAAAGACAUGACCCAUUCUGUGCACAGCAGAGGGUCACUCAGUGGCUUGUGGGCUGCUGCCCAGUAUGAUGUCCUCAGACCUCACGCUGGUGGUGGCAGACACCUGUCACUGACAGAAGGAGUCAGUGCACUGAAACUACCUCAAGGAUGAAGCAUGUAGCAUGUAUUUCAUCUAGUCUGUGAGACCCACUGGGCCAAAUUAAUAAUAAGUGAUGAAGACAGCGGAUUAUCAUUCACAAAGCUUUUGAUAAUGUUCCCUAUGGUGAACAGUUACUUUUCAUACUGAAAAUAUAUUGAUGUACUAUUGAUGUUGCACAUGGUAAUGAGCAUAUACAAAGCAUUAUUUGCUUCAGUUGUAUGAAGGAUAUGUCAACCAUGCAGUACAGUUAACUUCAGUUGUAUGAAGAUUACUUAUGUUGAAUACUGUAUCAACUUUCACCGAGUGUGGCAUAUAAAGCUGAAAUGAUGUUAAAGGAUAUUUUAACUUGAGUUUAACUUUCUUAAAAAUGCUGCAAGAUACUUUGGUGUUAAGGGAAUUUAUAUAGUUCGUCACUUUUAGAAAUAUUAUGGUUCACAAACAAUUUACUGUUUGACAGCUCUCUGUCAGUCUUUUGUAGUGUUCCUGACACUUUCUGCAUAGCCUGCCUCAAAACGCCUCCCAGGAGUGCACCGUGGCUCCUUAAGACAGUGCACUCAUUGGACAGAAUCUGAGGUACAGUUUGUAGGAAAAUAACAUGACACACAUACAGGUAAGGCAAAAUAGGGACCUGGGUGUAGUCUGUGGGUGUGUGGGUGAGUGAUGUGCUGCAGGGUGUGGGUGGUGCUGGUCUUUGUUGUUACAGGCCACUCCCCUAUUUGGUUGACUAUUGAUAAGCAGCGUCUCCUUAGUGAAGGUAUUAUGUAUCUCAUCUGUAGAAUACUGUCUUGUAAACAGUGUUACAUUUAUAUGUAUAUGAACAAAACAUGUUGAUUAAUCUUCAUCACUAUCUGUUCAAAUUAUAUUUUUUGUAAAUGAGCCAGAUUAAGCAUUAUGGGUACAUUUGAGAGUGUGAACCAGAAUAACUAUUAUGGGUAUAUUACAGAGUAUUCAAUAUAUCACAUCAAUGUUAAAAUUUCCUUUUAUGAAUAUGUUUUCUGCAAUAUUAUGAACACAAUAUUCCAUGUUGUUAGACCUUUUAUCUAAUAGUUUACACAAAGUUCAAGUCCAGACUGCAUAGAUUGUGUAAAACAACUGAAUAUCAGAGAAAACUGAAUAAUAUGGCAAUUUUCCUUUCCAACAGCUCUAUUUUGUGCUAUGUAAUUCAUGUUUACAAAUGUCUACUUAUCAAAAAGCAAAGGAGUUCACCAGCUGGUCCCUGCAAGAGUCAUCGAGUGCCAUGCGAGUUAGUUGGGCAGAGUGUGAAGGCUGGGUCAUGGCAUAAGUGUUAAUUAUACUUUGCUGGAGUAUAAGAAAUAUAGCAAGACAUUGUAUUCUCAUCCUACUGUUGCUUUGUCUUCUUUGAGUUUUGACUGGCCAAGUCCUAUCAUGUUACUUGUAAUAAUUCAGGGCAAGUUCUUGGGAGAGGUUGUAAGGUCAUCUUUAGCAACAAUAUACUCAAGUCAGUGAAUCUUCAAGCAGAAGUAAAAAAAAAAAAAAAAAAAAAAAAAAAAAAAAAAAAUAUAUAUAUAUAUAUAUAUAUAUAUAUAUAUAUAUAUAUAUAUAUAUAUAUAUAUAUAUAUAUAUAUAUAUAUAUAUAUAUAUUACAUCCUAAACACUGUGCUGGAAUUGUCUUGUUCUUGGCAUGUUCCACCUACAGAAGCACAGGAGAAGGUUACAUGUGAGCCUUCAUACAUGUUAGAUGAAUGAGAUAUUCAGAUGACUGGUUUGGUGUUGAUCUCUGUGUGCAGAGUACAGCAAUAGUGUGGGUACGAAAGCAUGGCACUUUGGGAUCAAGCUGGUUUCUUGCCACUCACUGGUGUCUGCAUGGUAUUGAGAGUUUGUGGUAAACAUUAGGAUAUUAUGGUUUUCUUGGGGAUUAUAGCUUUUAGUUUAUAUACAUAUAUAUAUAUCUAUAUUCAGUUUUAUUUAAAGUGGAAUUAUAUUUAUGGUAAUACCUCAUAUUUUUAAUUAUUUAAAGUAAAAAUUACAUCCAUUAUGGAAAUUAUACUGGUGAACUUGUGUGCUAAUAUGUAAGAAACUUGUAUAUAAAAUGAAAACAUUAAUGUUAUUGUUUAGUAUAAAGGUAACUGAUGGGUAAUUAUUUGUAUGUACGUAUGAUGUGCAUGACGUGUACUGCACACAGUACUACAUUAUGAUCAAGUGUGUAGCUAUGAUGAUUGGUUUGUCUUAGGAUACUCCAUUUCUGUUACAGAGUAUAAUGUUUUGUAGCUAAAAUUAUAGUUUUAUGUAAGUAAACACAUUGUAAAACUAAUCAUUAGUUUAAACAAUAAUUGUGACUUGGUUUCAAAUUUAGUGGUUUUCAUGAAAUCCAUUUUUAUGAAGCAUACCUCAGAAUUGCCAUUAACCUAAAUUACCAUUAUUCAGUUCCUGAUGAUUACUUUGCACAUCCAGCUACAGUUUUAUAUACAUCCACGAGUUGUUCAUUCAUUUGUUAGAAACUUUGGAUUGGUGCUAAAGUAACAUUUAUUGAGUCAAUGAUACGUGAGUGAAGGGGUUCACUGAUGACAAGACACUGGGAGGCCUUUCAAUAUGUUACCUAUGUUGUGCAGAGACUCACUUUUAGGGUGCUCAAUUCUUCAUUCAGAGUGCAAACUAAAAGAAAAGAGGAGCAACUAAACACUGUAUUGUCAGUGUAUAUCUGUAUUAUAUUCCUGUUCUAGUUACUGCUUUGCUCUGAUUAUUUUUGUCAUCGUAACUCCUCAAGUUUGUGUGAGUUGGAGGAAAGAAGAGGCAGGUAUUGAAUAACACUGCAAUGCCUACGUAUAUGCUAUAUUUUUUUGAUAUAUGUUAACAUUUUAAUGUUGUAUGUAGUUGAUCUGGAGCUUUGUUGUGAUAAUGUUGGUGAGACUAAGGUUUGGGUGUCAGACUCUUGAGUGUUGUGGUUGUACACUGCUAACAGAACAAACAGCUUCCUAGUUGCCAAAACUUAGCAAAUACAGUGUGUAAAUAUCGUGUUAACCUCUACCUCCUCCUGAGUUCCCGGUCUGGUGUAGCAUAGGCGCAGUGAGGCUCCCCCAGAGGUGCCCUGGCUGUGGUGUUUUAGUUGGUGUCAACACAAAAUUGUAGAAAAUAUACAUCAGAAAUAUAUUUUUGACCCAGUUGAAGGAGAGUUAUAUAUGCCAUGUACCACACUAAUUGUAAUAAUGCCUGACAAGUAGUGUUUCCAGCAAUUAUUUUUCCAGGACAACACUUCCUUCUCAGCAGUACACAAUGCACUCAUGAUACUGAAAUGACUCAGUAGCUGUAUUCCCUUGUAAAGCUAUAUACUCCCUCUUGACAGACAAUUCUCAAUUAACACAGACAAAAACCUGAAUCACAUAGUCCCAGAACUCUAAUUAGAUUUUGAUGAAGAGUUCACCAGAAAUUGGCAGGCAGCAAAGAAUUGCCAGUCACAAGAGCAGUAUCAUGGGUUCUUGUCAAGCCAACACCUUCCCUUCCCCUUCACUAUCCCUCUCCUCUUCAGUAGAUCCAACCCUACUGUUCUUUUGUGAUCAUUACUUCUUGCUGAAUUGUACUAAGAGUAUUACAAUAGAGUGGCACUUGUAAAGCACGUUUGUCUUUACAUUUGUUGAUAUAAUAUAAAGCAAGUAAUUAUUUUUUGAAUGUGGGCAUAUUUCUAUACAAAGACAUAUCUUAAUGAUCUUAUAAAGCUUAAGAAAUGUAGUCUACAUGCUGUAUAAUAUCACAAAGUUUGAUGCCAACAACCAUAUCUGUAACACCACAGAAAAAAAAAAAGCUAAGAGUAUAUGCACACAUGCUCUGAUUUCUUAUUUAUCUUAUUUUUGUGAAGAUUUUCAUUGUAAGUGCAAAGAAUGUUUUUCUCCAUAGGUUUGUGUAAUCCACAGUACAUUGAUCAUAUUCAAAGUUGUUCUAAUGAAGCAUGUAAACUCUAUUCUUGUAAGUAUUUUGGUCAAGAUCCUGUGUUUAGUGAAUCAAGAGAAAAAAUAGAGAACAUUAGAGGUAUUCAAUAUUCUUAUCAAAGAGUUUCUGUGUCUCAGUAUCACAUAUAUUUUUAUAUAAACUAAUUUUUAAGUACCAAGAAUCAUCCAUGUGAGGGUUGUGUCCCCAAGCCACUCACAGCCUGGCUUGUGGGUGACUAAUCAUACAUAACAAGGUACUAACACUGAGGAGCUUACAACACCUCUCACGUGAGGAAAACAUAGUGAAUUUCUUGCCAUCUGUUUGUAACUCUAGCAUAUCAUUACAGUUCACCCAUGUUUACACUUGUUAAAUGCCUUAUUUGUUAAAGACCAAAUCCUUAUGUCACAAUAUUACUAUUGAUGUAAUAAAAAUAUCAAAUAAC